UGUGAAUUGAAUCGAUCGAUUGCUUCACAGGAAAAGGAAGCAGGAUAAGAUAGCGACCUGAAGCCCAUAUGUAGAUCCAAAAGAAAUCCAACCCCCUGCUGAUAAAUGUAACGGGUUCAAAAGGUCAUCGCAUGGCGGCCAGCAAUUAACAACCACACCCAGCAGCAGCAGCUUAUCCCUUAUCCGAACUACGGCGGCAAGCAUGUGUAAAAAUAAGAUGUACAGUAGUUAGCCAGGAGCUCCAAGCCUACGGCGUAUCCAUAUUUAUUAUUGGCAUCAGAUCCAGAUCUUUUCCCUUCUUGUUGUCUCACUCCUGUUAAUAAUAUAUACCACCAACCCGUUACGCUAUAUUACAAUCCUCACAUAGCCACUCGAAUCAAACCAGGGAGAAUCCAAGCCCGACUCUCACAUAGCAGACCAUAGCAAGGCCCCUUUGUAGAAGCGGAAAUACACUCCUCUACACAACUCACCAUGGCUGCUAGCUUACCCUCAUACAAAUACUUCAACGUCACCUUUCCGCAAGAAUAUGUUGCCCACGUCGAAACCAACCGGUCGAAGAAGUUGAACGCCUACUUCGAGCCCAUGUGGCUAGAACUGCGCACGAUCUUCGACACCCUCUCCGUCUCCCCCUCCGUCCGCUCCAUCAUCUUCACCGGCGCCGGCCCUGCCUUCACCGCCGGCCUAGACGUAAAAGCUGCGGCCGAGGGCCUCCUCAGCGGCCCUGACAAAAGCACCACCGACCCAGCCCGCACCGCCGCCAAACUGCGCCGCCACGUGGCUGACUUCCAAGACUGCAUCACCGCCAUCGAGCGCUGCGAGAAGCCCGUCAUCAUCAUCCUGCACGGUAUCUCCUACGGGCUAGCCGUGGACCUGGCCUGCGCCGCGGACGUGCGCCUGUGCUCCGCGGACUCGAAGAUCUGCGUGAAGGAGGUGGACAUCGGGCUUGCGGCAGAUAUCGGGACGUUGUCGCGGCUGGGCAAGAUCGUGGGUUCGUUCGGGUGGGUGAAGGAGGUGUGUAUGACGGCGCGGAUCUUUGGUGCGGACGAGGCGCGGCGGGUCGGCUUGGUGAAUGAGGUGUUUGAGUCCAAGGAGGCAGCUGUUCAGGCUGGGCUGAAGAUGGCGCAUGUGAUGGCCAGCAAGAGCCCCGUGGCCGUGCAGGGGACAAAGGAGUUAUUGAAUUGGUCGCGGGAUCAUAGUGUCCAGGAUGGCCUCCGAUAUACCGGCGUUUGGAACAGCGCCGCACUACAGACGAGUGAUAUUCAGCGUGCUCUCCUCUCCGGGCUGGAAAAGCGCGUCCCGACGUUUGAGAAACUGUAAGAGUUGAGGCCAGGCCAGGUUCACUCUCGGGAAAUACCUACAAAGGCGUUUUAUUUUUGUCUAUAUACGCGCACAUAUAUAUAUAUCUAGGUAUAUCCCAGCUGCAUGCUGCAUGGCCGGUAUACAUAUGCACAUGCAUCCAUCCUGUGCAUACUAACCGAGAGAAGCCAGUCGCGGUAUAGAGCAGUCUUAUAUUCCUCAUGUAUAUAGAGGGCUUCGAUUUGUCUAUUUAUUUCAACUAACGACGCAUAGCUGGCUCCACGUAAAUAAAUAUCCCGAGAAGAACAGUUCCAGAAAUUUUUAAAAAAUAAGAAAAAAGAAAAAAGGUUUCGAAGAUAAAUCAUAUGAAUCAGAGACAGGUUCAAGCUAUGUAGAUACCCAUAGAAAAUAGUGAAUAAAAGCAUCAUUAGGUCGGGAUUGAUAGCGUAGGGAAAAACAAGGAGGAAAUAGGGAGAAAACUGGGGAUAAUCAUUUCCAUCAUUUCGUAAGAAAAUAUUAAACGUUAAAAUUCACCACCCACGUUCAUAUGCGCCGAGAGUAUGCCAAAAAAAGAAUAAAAAAAUAUAUUUGACGUUUUAGAACAUGAACCAUCAGCCAGAAAAAUGGGCAAAACCCAAACAUGG
This is a messenger RNA of Blastomyces gilchristii SLH14081, 1940 nucleotides long. Its product is annotated as enoyl-CoA hydratase/isomerase. NCBI's taxonomy places the organism in Eukaryota, Fungi, Ascomycota, Eurotiomycetes, Onygenales, Ajellomycetaceae. The record is from RefSeq and is a predicted model, not a curated record. Gene Ontology annotation, molecular function: delta(3,5)-delta(2,4)-dienoyl-CoA isomerase activity. Gene Ontology annotation, cellular component: mitochondrion. The transcript has 3 exons. Bases 472 to 1317 code for a protein of 281 amino acids.